GUUGCUGAGAACAUGAAGCCCUCAAUCAGAUAGGACACGCGAGGCGCUUUGGUGGCCAUAUGCUUUUUUCUUUUGCCUGAUUGGAACAACGAUUCUGAGUAGUUAAACUUCCAGGGAGAGAGCAACUGUACGAUUGUUUGAAGUCCGGAUGCUGAUGGGCAUAUGAUAAAAUAGCAAGAAACAGGGUUUAGGAGCGUCGAUUCAUAUCCGAAGCUUCUGUGUUGAGUUUAUAUGGCGGUAUUGACUACAAACUCCCUCUUGCAUCUUGAGGAUCUGACUCUGCCCCAGUUUCAGGUCAUAGUGAUGACUGCAAACAUGGGAUGUGCUCAAUGCCGAGAAAGGGUCAAUGAAGUUAUUUCCAAAACGACUGGAUUAAGAGAGUACACUGUAGACAUGUCCAACAGACAAGUAAUUGUAAAAGCAGAUUUGGGAUUUGACUGGAAUGAGAAAGAUCAUCCUUCUGAGAGAAAUGGGAAGAAGAAGUCUCAUCGAUUAGAAUUCUUUCUCAAAUAUUUCAUACCUAUGUGUUUGACAAAAUAAUUUGAUGAUUUAGAAUUGUCUGCUCAUGA
Molecule: messenger RNA, 569 nt
Organism: Rubroshorea leprosula
Lineage: Eukaryota; Viridiplantae; Streptophyta; Magnoliopsida; Malvales; Dipterocarpaceae
Source: the annotation of a GenBank genome assembly